CGGUUUCUCUCUCACAGUCACCCACAGCCAUUACCUCUCAGACCAACCUCUUCUCGCUCUAAAAUCACUCUCCACCUCUCUCUCUUCUCAAUCAUAUUUUUUUAAUGCGAUAAUGCCUGCCACGGACUAUCAAGGUUCGUCGGCAUCCCUUAGACAUUCUAUUUUAAGUCUCCGACGCGACCCCGUCCAUUCCAUGGACUCUCAACAAAGCACCUCAGCUCUCGAGCUCGAGCUCGAAGCUUUUCAGAGACAAGUCACCGAGCGAUUUCUUGAGUUAUCAUCGGCUGGGCCUGAUCGCUUGCUUUCGUUGGCUUGGAUCCAGAAACUCCUCGAUUCUUUCCUAUGUUGCCAGGAGGAGUUUAGAGUCAUUCUGUUCAAUCACAAGUCGUUGGUCCAUAGACCGCCUCUGGACCGGUUUGUUCAGGAUUAUUUUGAAAGGACUGUCAAGGGAUUGGAUGUUUGUAACGCGAUUCGUGAUGGGAUUGAGCAGAUCAGAGAGUGGAAGAAGCUUUUGGAGAUUGUUUUGUGUGCUUUGCAUAAUCAAAGAAUGUUUGGUGAGGGUCAGUUUCGCCGAGCUAAAAAAGCUUUGAUUGAUUUGUCGAUUUCUAUGCUAGAUGAGAAGGAUUCGAACGCAUCAUCGGCUUUGGCUCAUAGAAACCGAUCUUUUGGAAGACAACAAGCUUCGUCAAGAGACCAGCAUCAUAGGAAUCUUGGGCAUUUUAGAUCGUUGUCGUGGAGCGUGUCGCGGUCGUGGUCUGCUGCUAGGCAGCUCCAGGCAAUAGGGAAUAAUUUGGUUGCGCCACGAGGGAAUGAAGUUGUGGCUACUAAUGGAAUUGCGGUGGCUGUUUAUACUAUGAAUACGAUUUUGCUUCUCGUAAUGUGGGCACUUGUGGCUGCGAUUCCAUGCCAGGAUAGAGGGCUGCAGGUCCAUUUUUCGAUUCCUAGGCAGUUUCCGUGGGCGCAGCCGGUGGUGUUGUUGCACGAGAGGAUUUUGGAGGAGUCACGGAAAAGGGAUAGGAGGAAUGCACCUGGGUUAUUGAGAGAGCUUUAUCAGAUGGAUAAGUGUGCGAGGGUUAUGGGCGAUUUGAUGGAUUGGGUUCAGUUUCCGUUAACAGAGGAAAAGGAAGGGGAGGUGAGGCAAAGAGUGAAUGAAUUGGCAAAUGUUUGUGAGGUUUUAAAGGAGGGAUUGGAUCCCUUGGAAAGGCAAGUUAGAGAGGUGUUCCAUAGGAUUGUUCAUAGCCGGACUGAAGGGCUUGAUUCUCUGGGAAGGCCUAAUCAUGUGUAAUGUUUUGAGUGAUGGGCCAUUUGUGUUUUGGGAGAUGAAAAUAUGGAGAAUGAUUCUGAUCUAAGUCAUGGUUUGAAAAUAAAUGGGUAAGGAAAGGAGAUUUUUCGGAAAAUAUAUGUUGUGUAAAGAAAUGUAGGAUAUGGAAAUUGGGGGAGUGCUUGCAGUACAUGGCUGCUGAUCUCCAGCUUUCCUUGCUAUUGUAUAAUCGAAAUUUUCUCGAGUAAAAAUUGCAUCUUGCUGUUGUAGCUGA
Populus nigra (black poplar) is the source of this 1535-nucleotide messenger RNA. RefSeq names its product protein BYPASS1-LIKE-like. Lineage: Eukaryota; Viridiplantae; Streptophyta; Magnoliopsida; Malpighiales; Salicaceae. The coding region runs from base 113 to 1285 and encodes 390 amino acids. The transcript has a single exon. The record is from RefSeq and is a predicted model, not a curated record.